AUGUCGAGACUUACCUCCAAUGAUAGCCUCCCUGCCCAAGAAAACAGCAAGCUCCCAGAGCUCUCGGUUGCCUGUAGUAACUGUCGCAACCGCAAACUGCGCUGCUCCAGGGAAACACCCGCAUGUCAACACUGCCGCAAAAAUGGAAGCAACUGCGUGUACGAUCCCAAACGGUCGAAGCCGGGAAUUAAAUCCGGGGCUAUUGAAAAUAUACACCGACGGCUAGAAUUGCAGACGAGGCUCACGUGCCCACCGCUAGAUCGUCUGGAAGACUUUGUUCUCGACCGACUGGGAGACGAUACACCAGACGAGUCCAAUCAACGAACACAGCCGAGUACAAACCAGUCCACGGCAGGUUCUAUUCUCUCUGCGCUGGCACGGGAGCUUCAGGCAUUCAACGACCAGCCGUCACCCGAGGCCGCCGAUCGCCGAGCUAAACGACAACGGGUAGACCACCAGGUCGGCCAUUCUCGGUCUUCGCUGCCGGACGUGGAUCCCCGCUUAGUCCUUGAUUUGCUCAGCCCUAACACGAUUGAGGAUGUUUUGCAGACUUACUUCAAGUAUAUACACCCGUGGAUCCCUCUCGUCCACGAAGACAGCUUGCGUAGACGACUUCUCGAUCCACGACAUAGGUCAAAGCUGGACGUCCUGGUGCGAGCGAUGAUAUUAGUAUCUGGGAGAUUCAUACAGCGCCACGAGGCCGUAUCCGACAUCUCCCUGGCGGAUCUGGCUACGGAGCAGGCCAGGAGACUGGUCGUUUCGACUUCGAUGGAUUGCUUAAGCGUUGAAAAUCUCCAGGCCCUCGUAAUUUGCGUGUUUAAUGACAUUGGAAAUGGGUGGGGGGACAAGGCAUGGUCCUUAGUCGGAUCGCUGACGCGGACCGUUGAAUAUUUGAAACUGACAGUCGAAGACGAGGACUGCCGAAGCCGUACAUCGAUUUCAAGGCCGUUUAUCUCUCUGGCCCCUCCGCAGAGCUGGGUCGAGGCAGAGGAGCGACGUCGGGUGUUCUGGAAUGUAUUCAACCUGGACCGCUUUUGCUCGGUGGCAAUGGGUUGGAACACUAGCCUUACCUCGGACGAUGUGCACCGCCGUCUUCCUUGCGAUGGAGUCUAUUGGAGAAGAGAUAAACCCAAUGUGACGGCCUUUUUUGGCAUCUGGGACAAGUCAGCCGCGCGGAUGGGGAAUCCUGUUGCCUUGCAUCCGGCCCAUUACGUGUCUCCGCAAGGUACAGGGACUAAUGACGCCCCAAAACAGAGUCUAGCCGACGCCAGUGACUCUGUCUCAGCGCCAGAAGAUCCCCUGAUGGAGGCUGCUGGGGCUUUCGCCUACCGGAUCGAAGCAACCGAGUCGCUGAGCCGCGUCAUGACCUACUUCCUUCAACAAAAGAUCGACACGCACAGUCCAGAGAACGUCACCAGCUGGCUCACACGGUUCAAAGAACUGGACCUACGCCUGGUCCACUGGAAGAUGCUGCUGCCGAAGAAGUGGAAAGCCGCAAACCCUACCAACACAACUGUCGACCCUUACGGCGCAAUCAACCAGGACGACCCACCCAGUAGCAGUGGAGGAGCAACGGGGCUUGGAUUCGAUGCCAAACACCCAACAGUAGUGAUGGAUCCAAAUCUCACAUUGGCUCACAUCACCCACAAUGCUUCCAUGAUUCUCUUACAUCAGCCGAUUGCGUUUCCCCCCCACGACUGGGCUUUCCGCAGCCGAUUACCCAGCAGUUGCUCUGCAGAAACCUGUCAGCAGGCGGCGGUUGAAAUCGCCACUAUUACUGAACAAUAUCUUAAAAUGUCUCCCGCAACCUUCCCCGUCUAUCCCCAGUUUUCAUUCUGCGUAUAUGUGGCCGGCCGACUCCUGCUAGCCUAUAGGAUCUACUACAGUGGAGAGAGCACUGCUCUAUACUCCAGAUCGGGUGUGGAUGACAGAUUCUGGACGCUGGUCCGAAGCCUAGAUGAGAUGUCGCGCCGAUGGAACGGGAACAUUAUGGUCAUGCCAGAGACCACAAAUGUGACCGAGGACUUGGCGGCAAAAUACGCCUCAAAGCUGAGGGAGAUGAACGAGAUGUGCACACAGGGUCUGGGCUACAAAAUAAAUGUCCUGGAUUACACGCAAGAUAUCGACCAUUGUAACAGGAAGAUCGGCCGUAUUGUAGGGGAUCACGUACCUGUGUCAACUCCAAAUGACGCGACCCGACAGCCAUAUCUACACUGGCAGACACAGUCAGAACACAACUCCCAAGGUGUUGGAAAGCCCAAGGAGAACCAGCCGAAUGGGAGCCUCAUCAAUGCGGCACCAGCGAUGGCAUUACCCUGCCCUUCAACCUCAACACAGCUUCCUAGAAAUCCUAACGACCGACACCAGACAAUGUACGGGCAAGAAGCUUACUCCCCAGGGAGAGAUCAAGUGCCCUGCGACCUAGGUGCUAUUUCACAAGUAUUGCUGGGCCAUCAAUUCAUGGAUUUGGACCGGAUUAUCAGCUUUGAUAACGGAAUGUUCAGUGCCAAUCUAGAACAAUAUUGGUGAAGUGCGAU
Aspergillus pseudotamarii is the source of this 2537-nucleotide messenger RNA. RefSeq names its product Zn(II)2Cys6 transcription factor. The record is from RefSeq and is a predicted model, not a curated record. The transcript is spliced from 4 exons. Gene Ontology annotation, biological process: regulation of DNA-templated transcription; DNA-templated transcription. Gene Ontology annotation, cellular component: nucleus. Bases 1 to 2529 code for a protein of 842 amino acids. Gene Ontology annotation, molecular function: zinc ion binding; DNA-binding transcription factor activity, RNA polymerase II-specific; DNA binding. NCBI's taxonomy places the organism in Eukaryota, Fungi, Ascomycota, Eurotiomycetes, Eurotiales, Aspergillaceae.